Molecule: messenger RNA, 2366 nt
Organism: Galdieria sulphuraria
Lineage: Eukaryota; Rhodophyta; Bangiophyceae; Galdieriales; Galdieriaceae
Product: prolyl-tRNA synthetase
Exons: 8
Coding region: 91-2211 (706 amino acids)
Biological process (GO): prolyl-tRNA aminoacylation
Cellular component (GO): cytoplasm; aminoacyl-tRNA synthetase multienzyme complex
Molecular function (GO): proline-tRNA ligase activity; ATP binding
Source: RefSeq, a predicted model, not a curated record
CGAGCACAACAUCAUCACAUUAAGAAACUCCUUUUUUGGGGGCGGUUGGAUUGCUCUAUUUCCACACGACGUCGUAAAAUAAGACACGGAAUGGAUAGAGAAGCAGGCGAAUCUUCUGAAAUAGAAUUAACCACAUUGAGAAUAUCACAAGGUACUAUUUCUUCAUCACCACCGGCUUCCAGUCCACUUUCAAUUGGUGAGCCCAUGGCUGCUAGUAAUUUACCCCAGAAGAAGAAAAAUGGUUCCACACGUGAAGGACCAGUACCGUCACCAAAAGCCAAGAACGCUUCCAACCUAAAAAAGAAGGAAUCCAGAGAAGGUUUAGAAGUUCGCAAGUCGGAGGAUUUUUCCAUGUGGUACAACCAGUUGGUACAGAAAGCAGAAUUAAUAGAGUUUUAUGAUAUAAGUGGUUGCUACAUUUUGAGGCCUGCGAGUUAUAGAAUUUGGGAAUCCAUACAAUCUUAUUUUGAUAAAGAAAUCAAAAAGCUGGGAGUUGAAAAUGCAUACUUUCCCAUUUUCGUAAGUGCUUCUCGACUGAAUCAAGAGAAGGAUCACGUUGCAGGAUUUGCUCCGGAAGUUGCUUGGGUAACUAAGAGUGGAGACUCUCCUUUAGAAGAGCCUAUAGCUGUUCGACCUACUUCGGAAACAGUUAUGUAUCCUUCUUUUGCGAAAUGGAUCCGUUCGCAUCGUGAUCUGCCUCUGAAAAUCAAUCAGUGGAAUAAUGUGGUACGUUGGGAGUUCAAACAUCCUACACCAUUUCUUCGCUCUAGAGAGUUUUUAUGGCAAGAAGGACACACCGCUUUUUCUACAAAGGAAGAAGCAGAUUGCGAAGUUCUUCAGAUUCUUGAACUCUAUCGUAGCGUAUAUGAAGACUUGCUAGCCGUUCCUGUAAUCAAAGGGUUGAAGUCAGAAAAGGAAAAGUUUGCUGGAGGUUUAUACACCACAACUGUGGAAGCUUUUAUACCUCAUAAUGGAAGAGCUAUUCAGGCGGCGACUAGUCAUUGUCUGGGACAGAAUUUUGCCAAUAUGUUUGAUAUAACUUUUGAAGAUGAAAACAGAGCUCGCAAGAAAGUAUACCAAAACUCAUGGGGCCUAACUACGCGAUCUAUAGGUGUAAUGAUUAUGGUGCACAGUGAUGAUAAAGGAUUAGUAUUGCCACCGAAUGUGGCUCCCAUUCAAGUUGUCGUCGUUCCUAUUCGAAUUCGAGUCAAUCAGGAUGAAAUUAAUUACUUAUUGGAACAGGAAUGUGGAACUUAUGCAUCACAGCUUGAAACUCGAGGUAUUCGAGUCAAGUUAGAUAGUCGAAACGAUAAGACGCCAGGGUGGAAAUUUCAUCACUGGGAACUUCGAGGAGUAUGUUUGCGAGUGGAAGUUGGAGUGAAAGAGAUGCAUUCAAAUGAAGUGGUCAUUGUUCGUCGUGAUACUGGAGAAAGGACUGUUGUUUUAAAGAAUGAUUUAUGUGAACGAAUAACACAACUGCUUUCCACGAUGCAAGAGGAAAUGUUGUUAAGAGCAAGGAAUAUUCGUGACCAUUGUAUCAGUAUUGCAUACAAUUGGAAUGACUUUAUGACAGCGAUAGAUUCAAAAAAAAUGGUUCUUGCUCCUUGGUGUACAGACACGCGAUGUGAAGAAGAAGUCAAACGUCAGAGUAUGGAAUUUGCAGCUAGUCGUGGAAAUGAUUCAGUUGAAGAACAGACUAACCUAACUGGGGCUGUGAAAACAUUGUGUUUGCCGUUUGAAGAAGAAUUGAAUAGACUGGAUAUCUCGCCUUUAUCUGCAGAAAGUCUUNAAGUUAUUAAGUCCAUUCCUGUUAAAGAGAAUCCAAUGAAUAAAGACUUUUCAUUUUGGCAACGUCCAAGUUUUUGGUUCAAGGUUGCAGGUGUGAGUGGAGCAGCUGCUGUAGGUUUAGGAGCUUUUGGCGCUCACGGGCUUCGUGCGCGGGUUACUGAUCCAUACUUGUUAGAAAUAUGGAACCGAGCUGCGAAUUAUCACCAAAUACAUAGUUUGGCUAUUUGUGCAGCAGCCUAUUGUGCAAAUAACGAUGGAAAGCCUGCUUUUGUAGCAGCGUCUUUGUUUACUCUCGGAAUAGCUUUGUUCUCGGGUUCGUUGUACACAUUGACGUUAACUGGAAAUAGAAAAUGGGGUGCAGUUACACCUUUUGGAGGUUUAGGCUUUAUUUUGGGUUGGUUGGCACUGGCAGUCCGAAAGUAGUUGUUGGUACUCUUCAUAGUUACUUUUUUCUUUGUCGUUCGCCAAACAAUGCAGAGCCUAUUCUGAUAUUAUUGCUUCCCAUAAUGACAGCUUCUUUCCAGUCGUUAGACAUUCCCAUAGAAAGCUCCAAGUUAUUCUGUUGACACUCCUUUUCC